Hylaeus anthracinus is the source of this 4819-nucleotide messenger RNA. RefSeq lists its product as uncharacterized. Gene Ontology annotation, molecular function: telomeric repeat DNA binding; protein binding; telomerase RNA binding. The transcript is spliced from 5 exons. Gene Ontology annotation, biological process: nuclear-transcribed mRNA catabolic process, nonsense-mediated decay. The record is from RefSeq and is a predicted model, not a curated record. Gene Ontology annotation, cellular component: telomerase holoenzyme complex. Bases 108 to 3683 code for a protein of 1191 amino acids. NCBI's taxonomy places the organism in Eukaryota, Metazoa, Arthropoda, Insecta, Hymenoptera, Colletidae.
GUUUAAGACUGAAAGCAAGUAACUUGAAUGUUUAACGCGAGGCGAGGGCGGUGCAGUUUUUCAUCGCUGCUAGCUGCGAAGCACAUAUCAGUAAUGUGGUGCAUUUUAUGUUUUUUUUUCGAUGUAAAUAUGUGAAUACAAACCGUGUUGUAUUAACAAGUCAAGGUGCACAGAAUAUGGGCCUAAACGCAGCUGUACAAGCUUUAAAGAAAGCCGAGCCAUUAAAGGAUAAAGUUCAACGCUGUAAAGACCUUUUGAAUGAUAGCGAUGCAUGGGUAUGUCAACAACAGCUACAGAAGAUAUAUCAACAAGUUCUUAUAUUGGAUCUGGAAUAUGCAUUGGAUAGAAAGGUCGAACAGGAACUUUGGAACCUUGGAUUUAAGAAUUACAUAGCAACUUUGCAGUCGCAAGCUAAGGAUAGGAAAAAUCCAAAACGUGGAGAAUCGCAGGCUUUGCUUAGUUGGUGCUUAGAGGCAGCAAGCGGAUUCUAUUUAACGUUGCUGCAGGAAAUUUGUACCGCGUUCGAUCUAGAUUUACCGUUCAGGAGGAAAGGCUACAUUUACGGAUGUACGUCACCGUGGAAAGCUGUUGAAAAAUUAUCAGUGCCUCAUAAAUCGUCGUGUUUUUACGCGUGCCAAUAUUGCCUUGUGCAUUUAGGGGAUAUUGCUCGUUAUAGAAACGAGAGUAAACAAGCAGAGCUGUUCUACAGGCACGCGGUAUCGUUAUCACCGUCCAGUGGACAACCGUACAAUCAAUUAGCCCUUCUCGAAGCAUCGCGCGGCAACAAAUUGGGAACCGUGUUUCAUUAUACACGAUCCGUCGCCGUGAAACAUCCUUUCCCUGUGGCUACAACAAACUUGGCGAAAACGUUAUCUUCCGCCUUGAACGACACCUCAUUAAAUAUCGAGGGGAAAACUAAAUUAACUUCUCAGGAGUACAUAGCAGUCUUUUUGAAGCUUCACGGUGUUAUUCACAAUCUCGGGGACUCGAAGGUUGCAUUUACGUACGCAAAAUUAUUGACGGAGACAUUGACAGCUUUGGUCGCGACGGAAAGUUUCAGCUCUUGGAUGCUCGUACAAAUGUUCGUAAUUAAUUUGUACGCCUUGGAACAUACGACGAGUGUCGUCGUUGGUAGUACCGAAUCGUUGAAAAAUGAACAAUUUACGUUCGAUGAAAAAAUAGCGCGAGAUUGCAUUUUGGAUCUCAUAGCGGGCAGUUUAUCCGCUCUAUUACUACCUGUCUAUACCAUAAAGAAUUCUAUCGUCGAGUACUUCGCUUUGCCUUCUAUAAAACUGUGCCUUGAUUGGAUCCAUACGAAGCCCACAGUUUUGGAGGAAGUAGCGUUUACGUCGAGACUUCAAAUCUGGCCUAGCCUUUGCGUGUUGUUAAACGCUUUGCAGAAUUGUGUGGUCGAUUUCCCUUACGAUCAGUACGUUAAAGUACCACUGCCAGAGGAUCGUGAUUUACAAGGUUUCUUACCAUUAGAGAAGAGUUUCGAGUGUUUGAAAUUUACAAGUACCGAUCUAGAGGGUGAUACCGAAGCUUACAAUAAACUACGGGCUGUUCGUAUUCUUCGUCUAGGUCAUUGUUUAGCCCAAUAUAGAAUCAAUGGUUCGCCGUUAAUCGCUGUUACGUUAGGAGAAGAAAAAGGCGAUAACAGAUUCAGCUCUAUGAACGAAGGAAGCGGACCGAGCAACGAAUUGAUGAAGGAACUGGAAGAACUCAGUCUAAACAAAGAAAGACAGUCAACGGUAUCGGCUAGUCCGGUGUUUUCGGAGUCUGCUAGCAGCAAAGGUUCUACGGACGUCGACAUGUUGGAAAAUACGUUGGAUAAAAGAAUAGGUAUAUUGAAGCCUCAAGGUUCGUUGGAGCGCAGCAAGGAUUCUAAUACGGAAUGUAACAAUUUUGAAAGCAGCAGCGCGCUACCUGUAACCAGAAAACCAAGGCAGAAUAUCGCGAUGCAAGCUAUUAUGCGACGCGCCGAAACUGAACAAAAACAAGUUACAUUUAAAAAUGUGUCUCCGUUAAUCGUGGAAGAAGAAAACGAGAAAAAGGCUAAGGCGAGCGUGACGUCGCCGGUAAAGAGUGUGCCUGCCGGAAAUAAAAAUAUGUUGUCAGCUAUCGGAGAAGCAGGAUCGAAACCGAGCAAUGUUCCUAACGCGUCCGCGAGUACAUUGGUCACCGUUCAGAAUCGGUUACCUUUAAUGCCUUUCGCCCCGACUACCGUACAAAGUCAGAUCGCUUCUACUCAAAACCAAACCAAAGCAGCCAAGUUACAGCACGUUGUCUCGCAACCAUCGCAAAUCAACCAUCUCGCCGCAAAGGAACAGCAAACUUCUGCGAUGUUAGCUCCGAUAUCGAGUAUAUCUCAAUGCGUGGGAACCAUUUGUUACCAAAGUCCAACGUUCAAUGUACAAAAUCCGCAGUUUACGAAAAAUUAUAUGACUAACCACGUAGGAAAUAUGCCGAGCUAUCCGAUUCAGGGACAUUUUAGCAAUUCGGUGCAACAACCAAUCUCGCAAAAUCUAACUUUACAACACACGUCCAAUCAAAACAGACCUUUGCAUCAGAGAAUGCAGAUCCACGGUAUGCCACAGAAUUCUUUGUUGCAUCAAAACGUUGGACUUUCUUCCUCGCCGUCUACCCAGCAGAAUGUUUUGCCAAAUGUCUCGCAGAAUAUUACCUCUCAGCAUUCUCAGGCUGGAAAUCUUGGUAUGCAACAAGGUAUGGGCAUGCAACAACAAUGUCACAACUUGGACAUUCAACAGAAUCACAACUUGACCGUGCAACCGCAAACUCUUGCAAAGACCAAUCUUAGACCGAGCACGAUACCCUUACAUAAUCAAGUUGGUAGUCUAACUAGUUCAGCGAUCGCGAACGCGAACGCUUCUACUUUGUCGACGUUGAAUACAUAUCAAAAGAAGCUUCAUCAAGCCGCGUCUAUGGUGGUCCCGAAUAUGCCGAAUAUGACGAACGUACCGGGUAAUACGUUAAGCCCGACGACUACGUCAAGCUUCCAGUUUAAUUUUAACCAAAAUGACUUUAAUCAAAACGCUUUCGGUCAUAUAUCUCCGAAACAGUUACCGUCAUCCGUGUACAACAAAAGCUCGGACAUGUUGGAAUUUUCGUUCGGCAAUCAGGUGGGCGUAUCGAAGAGUCCGUCGCAAUCAGCGGAUAAUUAUCCGCUUUUCCAUAAUUACGAGACUACGAAUUUCAAUUUGUGGAAAGACACGCGACAAUCGCAGCUUUCGGUACCUUGCUGGGGCACGACCGCGGGAGAUACGCAAUUGCACGGUAAAGAUACGUCCAUCGUCGAGAACUAUCACAAUUGGGAGGACACCGGCAAUCCUGGAAAUAUGAUCUCGCAAGUUCCACUGAGAACUUCUAAUUACCAAUCGGAUUCGCAACAUACCAAACAACACUUUACGGCUGGAAACAAUUACGACCAUUCCGGAUCUCUAGAAGUAGACUUGAAAUCGACUCAACCGAUCAGUACGGGGAACACCUAUUCAUUGUUCAGCAGUAACAACACUUGGGGAUCUAGUUCGCAAGCUUGUAACUUGUCCAGUCAAGAUCAAGCAAAAAUUCGACUGAGUCAGCAGUCUUUAUGGUCCGGACCUGGUCCAUCUCCUUUGGAACGACUUCUGGAACAGCAAAAAUCGUUACGCGAAGGAGGUACCUGAAGGAAAGCAAUAUAGAUUGUGUCGAAGUAUAUUGGAAAGGGAUCUAUCCAAUUUGUGGAUUCAGCUAACCAAGGGGAUCUAGCAAAACAUACCACAAUAAAUAUCAUCGAUUGUUCGACGAAAAUGUUAAAUUUGUUACAAACCAACAGUUAGCGAGAGGUUUUGUAGCCGCUUAGAAAUUCGUUUAAGUAAAACGAAUUAAUACAUACGUCCAAAGCGUUAUGAAAUACGCUCUAGAAAUACAUAGGUAUUACUUACUUACUUAUGCUAAUUAUUACGCGCACGGUAGAAAAUAAAGUUAUUCUAAUAGCGCGUGUUGGCACACGAUCGAGUUUUUCAAAAUAGCCCUUUUAAUUAAAUCUAUUAAAGCGUGACUAAUUGAAAAUUUAGUUCGGAUCACGUAGUAGAAGAAACGAAGAUUCAAUGAUAAAAUAAGUCCUCGCCAAGAAACAAGUAGUAUAGAGAGACGCAUAUACAGAUCAUAUCGCUAGAGCUAGUAGCGUGUGUAAUCUGUAGUGUGUAAGUUUAUAUCGUGAAAGGUAUACAUAUUCCGGUCGGUUGGUUUGGUACACAUUUGAUACUUUGAUUCUAUGAAUAAAAUCGCAAAGAGAGCACCUUUCUUUUCUUUUCAUUUUCGAUACAAACAUAUAUGUUUGGAAACGUACACGUGCAUUCUAUUUUUACAUGUGUUUGAUACAAUUGUAAUCGUUAGUAUACAUUUUGUAUCGUAUUAAUCAUCUUUAACGCUGUUGCGUAUGUCUGUUUUCAACCACUGGAUUUAACAGCAUUGUUGUCUUUUAGUUUAUUUCGUAACAAUUAUGUACGACUUUGCUUAUAAAUCAUGCAAUACAAAAAAGAAACAACAACACAUAAAAUGUACGAAAUAAAUAUGCGAAAUAUCCACGUUUUGCGUCUAAAAAAGGGAGAGGGGUAGAACAGUUUCGAAGAAGACCGAUGCGUUAACAAACACUUGGAUUUACAUCGAACGAAGCGAAUGAAGUAAUAAUGUUUAAUAUCGGAAAGCUGAGAAAGAAUUCAAUGUAACAAGUUCCUGUUCUCAUGAACAGGACGUUUAUCUUAAAUGAUUAAAAUUAAAAAUUGCGUUCAAUCAUUUGCAAAUACACGAUGUUAAAAGU